UAAAAGCAGACGACUUAUUUGUAAAACAACAACAAAAAGAAGUGUGUUGCUUUUAAUUUCUUUUCCUUUUUUUUCCUAAUUUCUGUAAAUAGUUUUUAAACAAAAGUAUAGUUAAUUAAAAACGCAGAAUAUUUUUGUUUUACAUUAAUUGUUUUCAAAACAAAAUAAAAUAUAAACAAUUAUCUUAAAAUUAGUUCAACAAUUUACGCGCCAAAUUAAUCAUUAUGAAUUCUGAGAGUGAAAAUGAAUUAUUAAAUGAUAUUAAUAUUGAUAAUACUGAGGAAAAUGCUUUAGAAUUAGAGGAAAUUGAUUCAGCACCACAUGUUGAAGAGGAACUUCGAGAAAAACUAGUACAAUUGCCCUUGGGAAGAAUUAAACACAUCGUUAAAAUGGAUCCUGAAGUUAAUCUUGUGAAUCAAGAAGCUAUUUUUUUAAUUACUAAAUCAACAGAACUGUUUAUAGAAUCACUUGCAAGAGAAGCUUAUAAAUAUACAUCUCAAUCAAAAAAGAAGACAGUACAAAAACAUGAUAUUCAAAGUGCCAUUGACAAUGUUGACGCUCUUGUUUUCUUAGAGGGAGCAAUGUAAGAUGUUAUUAUUUAAAAUUAUUAUAUUUUUUCUAUUUACAUUAUUCUAAUAUUAUUAAAUAAAUAAAUAAAACAUCAA
Messenger RNA from Leptopilina boulardi, 665 nucleotides. It is a transcript of the gene PolE4, whose product is annotated as DNA polymerase epsilon subunit 4-like. Gene Ontology annotation, molecular function: protein heterodimerization activity. The record is from RefSeq and is a predicted model, not a curated record. The transcript has 2 exons. The coding region runs from base 225 to 587 and encodes 120 amino acids. NCBI's taxonomy places the organism in Eukaryota, Metazoa, Arthropoda, Insecta, Hymenoptera, Figitidae. Gene Ontology annotation, cellular component: nucleus; epsilon DNA polymerase complex.